GGUGUAUUCAAGUCAGUGCCUCCUGAGUUCUGCCACACGUGACUUCUGCCAAGAACUAUUAUGUAAAUCAAAUAUAUGCGAAAAAAGUUUCUGCAAGAUAAUAGUGAACCCUACAACUUCGGCCUAGUCGUCACUUUCCAUCAGGUGCGACUAAGGUCAAUCACUGGCCAGUUUAUAAAAAUAAAAAAAUGUACAGAAAAGUUAUCGCCAGCUUUAGACGCCGAAAAAAAAUCGCAAUAAUACACGAAAUAUUACAAUGCGUUUAUACGGAAUGGAAUACUCCAAUAGCUACUUCUUCUACUAAGACUAUCUGAAAUGUAUGUACGUUCGCCAAUAUAAUAACAAUGAAGAGGUUAUUUAAAUUCAAAAGUGAAAUUAUUAAUAUCAAUACGAGUAAAAGGUGAAAUGUAAACAUUUUCAUUUUGGCAGCGAGUAAAUUAUGUUGUAUACAAUAAUAAAUAUGCCAAUAAUAAAUCAAACUCGACACUCUUUUAAAAUUUAGAAAUUCGGUAAAAUCAUUUUGUCGUACAAUUUACCAUUACCAUUUUAUCCCCUCAAAAGGAUUAAGUUGCAAUUAUUGUUUCUUAGUGUUUCUUAAGUAGCUUACUACUUAAUUACAAAAGAUCACAGUAAAAAUGUUAAUAGUGACAUAUUUAGCAUCAGUUUUGUGUUUAACCAUGGCAGUAGAAUAUUCUCGGAUAGACGAAGGUUAUCCCCAAGGAUUCCUAUCACAUUGUCCAGGCUCAUGGAAAGCGGCCAUUAUCAGACCAGAAACACUGAAGAAACUCCACAUAUCAGUAUACGGCGACAAUCGUAAACUUCUAGGAACAUACGAUUACUAUCACAUAGACAACUUAGCCAAAAAUCCUCGGAUUGACUUCAGGAAAAAGACUGUCUUGUGGAACGGUGGAUAUUUAGACCCAAGUUAUGGUUCCUCAAAACUUAUGAGUAUGAGUUAUGUGGCUCGCGGAUAUAAUUUUCUAUCUUUGGACAUGUUUUUCUUCACCGCAAGGUAUUAUCCUCAUGCCGCACGCUUUGCAUCCGCAGUUGGCAGGCAUACAGCUGAGAUGUUGGUCAAGUUAACAGCCCAUGGCUUAGAUCCAAAGAAGUUGGAGCUCGUCGGGAUGAGCCUCGGUGCGCAAACCAUGAGUUUCGUAGCCAAAAGUUUCCGACUCAUAACUGGUCAGAACGUCUCCUUGCUUACGACUUUGGAUCCUACUGGAGUAUGCUUCAGGCAGCUUGGCCCCGAUCGAAGACUGGACAGAUCUGACGCCGAUUUCGUCACCAGCAUUGUUACGAACAUGAACAUAGCUGGUGUAGGCGACCAUAACUCUCAUCUAACAUUUUAUGUGAAUGGUGGAGAAUUUCAACCUGGUCAUAUAGCCUGGCUCCCUUGUGAUUACGUUUGCAGUCACUUCAGAGCUAUUCUGCUAUGGAUGGCAGCAUUAUUAUAUCCCCGUGACUACAUAGGUGUCCGAUGUGAUACCGUGCAGCAAGCUGUAGAUGGAAAUUGUUCGGAUUUGAAGCCUAUGGUUACAAAUACAAUGGGUCCGUUGACCGAUUUGAAUAAACCAGGAAUUUAUUAUUUACGUACAUCUAAUCGGUGGCCUUUUGCAUUAGGGAAACAAGGCUUAGAACCUAGAGUAAUAAUGUCUAAAUCUGCACUUAGUAGCAGUAGCGUGGUUGAUAUUUUAAAUGCGUUUAUUUAUCAUGUUACUAAAUACUUCAAAACAGUUGACUAAAAGAGGAAUAUUAAACAAUUAGACAAAACAGAGUUAAGACAUAAAGAUAAAUAAAAUGUGUUAUCAGUAUGAAUUCUAUAGAAAGGCUUUCAAUACUUACCGUUGUUUUAUUCAUAAUGUUUAUAAUGCUCCCAUAGUAACUAAAUCUUGUGACGCCGAAUGAUGGCCCCUAAGACAGCUACUUUUUCUUCUAUUUUUUGACUUGAACCCUACUAAAAGAAAUGUUAUACUGUACUUGUACAAGUGUAGUUUAGUGUAGGUACAUGAUUGUGGUCAAAGCACUGCAUAAAUAUAUUUGCAUAAAAAUAUAAACCACUCUAAAAACAU
Leguminivora glycinivorella is the source of this 2069-nucleotide messenger RNA. RefSeq names its product phospholipase A1 member A-like. The transcript is spliced from 3 exons. NCBI's taxonomy places the organism in Eukaryota, Metazoa, Arthropoda, Insecta, Lepidoptera, Tortricidae. Gene Ontology annotation, molecular function: lipase activity. Bases 636 to 1742 code for a protein of 368 amino acids. The record is from RefSeq and is a predicted model, not a curated record.